AUGGGCAUAAUUAAAUGUUUUAAAGGAUACUAUAGGAAACGUUUGGUAGAAUCGAUACUUCUGGAGAUUGAAAAUAAAGUGGAAGACCCUUUUAAAGCUGUAAAUGUUAAGGACGCAUGUGACUUUAUUGCUGGAAGUUGGUGGGCAGUAACAGAGAAAACCAUUCUGAAUUGUUGGAAAAAGGCCGAUUUAGGUGUCUUAGAAGAUAAAAUGUUAUCUGAUUGUGAUGAAAAUUCCUCAGACUGUGAUAUUUUAUAUGUUGAGGAAAUAGUUUUGAAUCUCCAAACAUCUGUGUCCCAACUCGAGGAAAAAACGGGCAAAAAAUAUGGAGUGAACGUGGAUGAUUAUUUGACAGCGGAUGACGAUCUUACUGUUUUCGCAGGAGUUACUGAUGAAGAAAUUCUCUCUGAAAUUACUGGUGAGAUGGAACGUAGUGGAGAAGAAGACGAUGAGGAGGAAGAAGAAGAUGAUGAUGAUGAUAAUACGAGUCCAUCACAAUCCUUAUUGUCGACCCAGGAAGCACUUCAAUCAGUCAAAUCUCUGCGGACAUUUUUUUCAAGUCUUCCAUCCACAAAUGAGGAUCAUUUUCGUGCUUUGGACUCAAUGUAUACCUUGUUGGUUGACUUAACAGUCAAAAAAGCGGCCAAACAAACAAAAAUAUUGGAUUUUUUUCAAUAA
This is a messenger RNA of Uloborus diversus, 678 nucleotides long. Its product is annotated as tigger transposable element-derived protein 6-like. The transcript has a single exon. Gene Ontology annotation, molecular function: nucleic acid binding. Bases 1 to 678 code for a protein of 225 amino acids. Lineage: Eukaryota; Metazoa; Arthropoda; Arachnida; Araneae; Uloboridae. The record is from RefSeq and is a predicted model, not a curated record.